Molecule: messenger RNA, 4438 nt
Organism: Sinocyclocheilus rhinocerous
Lineage: Eukaryota; Metazoa; Chordata; Actinopteri; Cypriniformes; Cyprinidae
Product: nuclear pore complex protein Nup160
Exons: 34
Coding region: 45-4145 (1366 amino acids)
Cellular component (GO): nuclear pore
Molecular function (GO): structural constituent of nuclear pore
Source: RefSeq, a predicted model, not a curated record
AAGGCGGAAGCGCGGCGCUCAGUCCCAGGGUGCACCGCGGGAAGAUGGCGGGUGUGCUAGAAAAGAGUUACAUAGAGAUCUGCGGCUUCGAAAGAGAGUCUGUUUUACGAUUCAGACAGAUCACACUGAAUCUGGGUGUUGGACUUCACUUCGGCGGUGUGAAGUAUGCAGACAGUGCAGGGGGAUUCUCAUAUGAGGACAGCGGGAAGCUCCUCUCAGUCACCAGCAACAGAUUCAUCCACUGGUCCACCUCAGGUGACACGGUUCAGUUUGUCGAGCAGUCGCUGGACACUAAUCUUCUGAAUAAUGCUGUUCGUCUGCAUAUCCCAAACUGCCUCUUGCUGCCCGGAGGAGUUUGCAUACAAGAGACCCUUAACAACAUCAUUAUUCUGAUCGUCACCAGCCAGUCGGUUCAUCGCCUGGUGCUGCCGCACCCCACCCGCAUGUACCGCAGUGAUUUUGUCACUGAACUCCAGAUGCAGUCCAUUUUCACAGACAUUGGGAAGCUGAAUUUAAGCGAACCAGCCCACAGUUACGUGCUCCCAUUUGCACAAGCAGCGCCAGCGUGCGCUCCGUCCACGUCAGCCACCUGGAUCAGUCAUCAGGGGGAGGCAGUGUUCGCCCUCGCCUCGCCCUCAGGCGGCAUUACUGCAGUCACGUUGCCUGCUCAUGAUCAAGAUGGGACCGUGUCCAUUCAGGAGUUGAAACAGAGUUCAAUGAUGCAGCGGUUGGCCGGCUGGAUGCCCACAGCCAUCAGGGGAGAUCAGAGCAUUCCUGACCUGGCCAUCAGUCUGGCUGUCCACCAGCUAGAAGAUGACACUUUCAUUUUUACACUGUGUCAGGAUCAUAAGCUGCGCAUGUGGUCGUUUAAGCAUCAGAUGUGUCUGUUGGUGACUGAUAUGUUGGAGUAUAUGCCCGCCGGUCGUGGGGAGGUGAAGGCUUCUCCAGCACUGGCUCAUAAGCUCCGUCUCUUCUUCUCCUCAUCCACCGGCCUGUGUCUGGCCAUCUACCUCGCAGUGCCCAAACGCAGUCAGUUCUGUGUGCUGCAGCUGGUGGCCAGUGAGAACAAUCGCUACAGCCUGGAUCACAUCUCAACACUGUUCACAACACAGGAGACGCUAGUGGAUUUUGUCUUGACGGCGAGUGAUAUUUGGGCUGUUUGGCUGGAUAAUGACGACCAGACUGUGGUGAAGUACAUCAGUUUUGAGCACAGCACCACAGGUAUGUGGAACCAGGUGUUUGUCCAGCCGUCACCCGAGGAGGAAGUUCACGUUGGUGAAGACCAAGACCCACGGGAAAUAUAUCUGGAUGUACUUUUUUCACCUCUACAUUUCACAGCCUCAGCCAUCAUUAAAGCUUUACAGAUUUACAAGCGAGGUACAGAGCGAUAUUCUGACUUGUCGUGGGAGGAGCUGAAGAAAGAGGUUACGGUCACAGUGGAAAAUGAGCUUCAGGGCAGCGUGACCGAGUACGAGUUCUGUCAGGAGGACUACCGUCUGCUGCAGGUGGAGUUCUGGUCCAAGUUUUACGCCUGCUGCCUGCAGUACCAGGAUGUGCUGUCCACGCCACUCGCCCUGCACAUCAGCCCUGCCACAGCCAUGGUCUGCGUCCUCAGGAAGGGCUUUGUGUCUUUCCUGUUACCCUGCUUUGCUGUCGACCAUCUUUACCUGUCCUCGGAUGAAUACCUGUUUUCUGAAGAGGAGACUCCAAUUGCUGAGGAUUCGAAUUUAAGCCGUGAUGUCCUGCAGCUCGUUCAGUGUCUCCGCAUGGUGAGCGAGUCUCUUCCAGAGGACAUGGCCUAUGAGAUGGACAAAGCCCUUGAGGACCUGCUGUCUCCAGAGAAAGUGUCGGAAAAAGUACUGGAGGGUCUUCUGGCCAGUGACAAUGGGAAUGUGAUUCAGGACAUUUUAAACAAACUGCAAGACAUCAGUAACCCCACUGUUGCAAUAAACACGCUGCUGAGAGAACUGGACCUGGAGGCUGAUGCAGAGACCGACACCAGACCCACUGGUCAGUCUCUGAGAGUGCGCAUUAGCCUCUCCCAGCUCUACGGCAGCAGUGUGGCCGCUAGUCUGAUCUGUCAAGCUGUGUGUCAGACCGCUAUGACACGAACUCUGCUCUGCAGAGACCUGCUCAUCCUGCAGCAGCUGUACCUGCGAAACGGAGAUAAUGUGUUUGUUGCAGGCGGUGCUCAGUUACUGCAGCUGCAGCAGGACUUGAUUCCUCGAUGCUCUAGUCUGCUGUGCUCAUAUCACCUGCUCAAACAGAUGAGCCUGACGCUGUCCUCAUCCGUUCCACUUGACAUAUUAAAUGCUGAUCUUCAGCACCUGUCUGUUUUGGAGCUGUCCGACUCCUCAACUCCUACAUCCAGUAGAUCAGUGUUGAAUCCUCAAACUGUGGUGGAGUUGUUCUACCAGAAUGUGGCCCGUAAAGCCAUCAUGUCUCAGAUCCUCUCCCAGCAGGAUGUGGAGGGCAGUCAGGCCAUGUUGCACUGGCCACAAAUGAUCUCCAGUGUCCUGACACUACUCUGCCAGUUUCUCUGGCCCAGCAAUGCCAGUUUCCUCUUUCCUGAAUGCCUGAUGGUAAACUGCCAGUAUGCACAGCUGCAGGAAUAUGUUCGGUUAGUUGGGCCCUGGUGCCAGGUGAAUGUGGGAUCCUAUCGUUUUGUUUUGGGUCAUUGCUAUCUGGCCAGCGGUGAGGGCCAGAAGGCAUUGCAGUGUUUCCAGGAAGCAGCCGCUGAGGUGGAUAAAGAAGAGUUUUUAAUGAAACUCACAGGUUCAGAUGAAGAGGCAGCCACCUCAACUGCCCCACGAUUACUUUAUUACAACAAGGUUUUGCGGUUAUUGGAGGAUAUUGGUUUGCCAGAGCUUGUGAUUAAUUUGGCAACUUUGGCCAUAUCUGAAGCUGCCAAUGAUGAGAGAAGCCAGGCUGCUCUGUGGACUCGUAUAUUCAAGCAUCAUUUGGAUCUUGGACACAACAGUCAGGCAUACGAGGCCCUGACGCAGAACCCUGAUUCUAGCAGGCAGCUGGACUGUCUCCGACAGCUGGUGGUGGUUCUGUGUGAGCGCGCUCAACUCCGGGAUCUCGUCCAGUUCUCGUUUGUUAAUUUACAUGAUGAGGUAGGUCAGAAUACUCUUUCCGGUACAGUGAUGUUUGAGUACGGUAUGCGUCUGGGCCGUGAGGUGCGAACUCUGCGCGGUCUCCAGAAGCAGGUGAACUGUUAUCUAGCUGCCCUCAACUGCCUGCGUCUCGUUCAUCCGGACUACGCCUGGAUUGUGCAGCCUUCGUCUGGAGCAGCGUAUGAGCGACCAGGCACAUCACCGAAAAGGAACUAUGAUGGAGAAUUUGCUGCAAAUCCAGUAAGUCAACAGAUCGACAUUCUUGAGCUGAAAGACUUGGAGAAAGAGUAUGCUCUUGCUCGGAGUCGACUGACAUUGGCUCAGCAGGACCCCUCCUCAGCCGCCAUCGCAGGAGGUGCAUCUUCACAAGAGAUGGUGGCUCUGCUGGUGCAAACAGGACUUUUUGACACAGCCUUGACACUAUGUCAGACCUUUAACUUAUCCCUCACACCCGUCUUUGAAGGACUGACCUUCAAGUGUAUCAAACUGCAGUAUAAAGGCGAUCAGGACCAGACGGAGGUGUGGAACUGGCUUGCAGCUAAUCAGUUGCCAACUGUUAUUACUACUAAAGAGUCCAGCGCGACAGAUGAAGCUUGGCGGCUGUUAGCUCAUUAUUUGGAGAAAUAUCCCUUACAGAACGCUCAAUAUCAUCGCUGUGUCAUCAACAAGCUGCUGUCACAUGGGGUGCCAGUGCCUGAUUGGCUGCUCAGUUCCUACAAGGAAAUUGAUGCUGCAUCACUGUUGCGUCUCUAUCUGAACUUUGAUCAGCUGGAGUCCGCAGCUGAGCUCGUGCUGGAGUAUGUGGAUGCUCUGCUUGGAAAGGGACAUCAGUAUUUUGGUAUAGAGCGGCCGCUCUCAGCUACAGCAUCCCUGGUAUGGCUGCCUUAUACAUCGAUCGAUCAGCUCUUAAGAAACCUCAGUGAAAGUCAGAUCAAUGAAAAGAUGUACAAGAAUCUGAAAGAUAAGCUAGUGGAGUAUCACCGGCUGGUGGAUCAGAGCAGCAGAAACAGACUCAUGGCCCGUUAACAGCCACUCAAAACUGCACUACGGACAUGUACUUAGUAUGAAUAAUGUUGCUGAAAAUGAUGUUUGUUGGUGGGGUGUAGUUGCGCUGAGCUGUUUGAUGCCCCAUGCUGAAAAUGUAUGGAAACGUAUCAACAUCUGCAUCAAUGAUUUAAUAAUGUGUCAGAGUUCAACCUCUUAAAUAGAAAAAUGUGUAUUUUUAUAUAGACACUGUGUAAAACAUCUUAAAUUUUGUAUGUUGUACUCUUGGCUUAAUUGGUGUAAUUUAAAUAAGGAAUGCAAUAAAACUGUUUUGU